GCAGGUAAUGAUUUUUACUUGCAGAGAGCGCGAGCGUAGAGCGUAGAGAGCCGCCAAAUCAAACACAGCUGUCGCAGUCGCCGUCGCAGUCGCGGUCUUGAAAAGCAAACGGAAAGCCACGCACAAACUUAGUUUGUAAACGUAGCGCGCCAAGCAUAGUCGAUCGGCUGGGGCAAUCUCGGGCUAUCAGUGUUUUUGUGUUUUUUUGCUAGGAAACAAAACCUUUUCAAAGUUUAGCACAAGGGUUGACUGCGGGUCAGCAAAGAGCAGCUGCCUAACGAAUGCUUUGAAGUUAUUUUUAACACGUGCUCUUUACUUACUUAUAUGGACAUAUACAAACACACAUGCCCAUAAAAUAGAGUGUAUAAAACCAUGUGGUCUAAGUGAAACAAAACAAAAAGCAACAAUAAAAAAUAAAAGAGUGUUUGAAGCAGCUUUGAGUCCACGCUGGCAAUACAUACAAACAAAGUGCGCGAGAACUGAUAAAAAUAUAAUUCUCACAAGCUUGGAAGUUUGCACUCCAACCGAACUGAUAGAUCGUCGCAGCAGGAGAGUCAUGAGCACUCGCUCUUCACCAAACAUAAAGUUAAAAAUAGAAGGUCAAUUAAAGAAUUAAUGUCAAGUGGCAUCACAAGCACAACUCUCACAUCAUCUAAAGGAUAAACUCCAGCAUUACUAUGACGCGAAUUCAAGCCAGCGACUCGCUCGUUCCACGACAAGUCUUCGAUGUGCCGUCGGAUGAGAAGCCACGUGCCCGCAAAGCAUCCACAGAUAGCUCCAGCCAGGGCUCCGGUGUGCAGCUAAAGAAACAAAUCGGUCUGAUCGAUGGCGUUGCCAUUAUUGUGGGCGUCAUCGUUGGCUCCGGCAUCUUCGUUAGUCCCAAGGGCGUGCUCAAGUUCUCAGGCUCGAUUGGACAGUCGCUGAUCGUUUGGGUGCUAUGCGGCGUGCUCAGCAUGGUGGGUGCUCUUUGCUAUGGCGAACUGGGUACAAUGAUACCAAAGUCUGGCGGAGAUUACGCUUAUAUAGGCGCCGCCUUUGGUCCGUUAAUGGCUUUUCUCUAUCUCUGGGUGGCGCUGCUGAUCCUGGUGCCCACUGGCAAUGCCAUUACCGCCCUCACCUUUGCACAGUAUUUGCUCAAGCCCUUCUGGCCAUCGUGCGAGGCACCUGUGGAGGCCGUGCAACUGCUGGCAGCUGCCAUGAUAUGUGUGCUCACGGUCAUCAACUGCUACAAUGUGAAGUGGGUGACACGAGUAACGGACAUAUUUACGGGCACCAAGGUGCUGGCUUUGCUUGUGAUUGUGGCCGCGGGUGUGUAUCACAUAUUCGAUGGCCACACCGAGCACUGGGCGAAACCAUUCAGUGGAAGUCUCAAGGAACCCGGCUUCAUAGCGUUGGCCUUCUAUAACGGCCUAUUCUCCUACUCGGGCUGGAACUAUCUGAACUUUGUAACUGAGGAGCUCAAGGAUCCCUAUCGCAAUUUGCCACGUGCCAUUUGCAUAUCCAUGCCGGUGGUAACGGUCAUUUAUAUGAUCACAAACAUCGCCUACUUCUCGGUGCUCUCACCCGACGAGAUACUCUCAUCGGAUGCUGUGGCUGUGACCUUUGGCGACAAGAUGCUCGGAUUUCUUUCAUGGAUAAUGCCAUUUGCUGUGGCCUGCUCCACUUUUGGUUCGCUCAAUGGUGCGAUUUUUGCCUCUUCUCGUCUGUUUUUCGUUGGAGCACGCAAUGGUCAUCUGCCAGCGGCAAUUUCACUGAUUAACAUCAACUGCUUGACGCCGGUGCCAUCGCUGAUAUUCUUGUGCGCCAUUACAUUGCUGCUGUUCUUCAUAAACGACAUAUACGUGCUGAUCAAUUAUGUGAGCUAUGUGGAGGCGCUCUUCACGCUCAUCUCGGUCUCCGGACUGCUCUGGCUGCGAUACAAGCAGCCCAAUAUGGAGCGACCCAUACGGGUUAAUCUCUUACUGCCGGUCAUUUAUCUUAUUGUCUGCCUGUUUCUGGUCAUCGCCUCAGGCUUUCAAUCGCCCUUGGAAGUGGGUGUCGGCACCGUCAUCAUACUCUCUGGCAUUCCAGUCUACUAUCUAACAAUACACAAUCCGGUGCAGUGGCUGGCGAACACCUCGCAGAGGAUCAACAUGUGGUGCUCCAAGUUCUUCAUCUGUAUGCCAAAUCAGGAGAAAUUCGAUUAGAUAACCGCAACAUAUCGUGGCCCCCAAAAGGCAAACGAGUGCCUUUUUGCAUGUGUGAAUGAAUAUAGAAAACGAUAUAUUCUAUUUAGUCUAAGACUCAAUUAUUUUUAACGUUACAACGGGCGCAGGAUGGGCAACUAACUAGUUAACUAGUUAGUUAAUGCUGACCCGCUCCCAAUUUAAGCGCACAAUGCAAAAGCCUCUCUUAUGUAAAUACACGCAUAGGUAAUUCUAACGAAAGUUUUUUCGAAAUUCUUUACCUCCUAGAAUUAUACAAAGCUCAAUUUGCAAAAGACAAUUAUACAAACACACACAAAAUAAUCAUUUCCAUUGUUCCAAAAUUUGUUAUACAAGCAUACACACUUUAUUAUAAACAUAAGUAUAGCGUGGUAUAUACUUACCAAACUAGUUUUAAAA
This is a messenger RNA of Drosophila busckii, 2603 nucleotides long. It is a transcript of the gene mnd, whose product is annotated as Y+L amino acid transporter 2. The coding region runs from base 678 to 2186 and encodes 502 amino acids. Gene Ontology annotation, cellular component: membrane. Gene Ontology annotation, biological process: amino acid transmembrane transport. The transcript is spliced from 4 exons. The record is from RefSeq and is a predicted model, not a curated record. Gene Ontology annotation, molecular function: L-amino acid transmembrane transporter activity. NCBI's taxonomy places the organism in Eukaryota, Metazoa, Arthropoda, Insecta, Diptera, Drosophilidae.